AACAAUCUGCAUCUUAGUGCAUUUUUAGCCUGGUUUAACCUCGGAGUAAUAUUUGUAUUGGUUAUAUUUAUUUUCAUGCAGCUGCUGAUGUAAAACACGCAUAAAACUAAUUAGGUAGUAAAAAUAUAAUGAUAACAUAAAUUUAUUUUAUUAACCUUCUUUCAUCUCUUAGUUUGAUGUGUUUGGUGUUAGUCUAAUUUAAUUGUAAUACACUGCCAGCGCUAUAAUAAAUGUUAUUAAUUUGAUGUGUCAACCUAACUCUGUUAUCUCUACCGAACAUGCGCAGCAGAUUUAAACGCCCUCAUGUUGACGCUCGGUUGAGCCAAUCAGAACGAAGCUCCUCCGCUGGUCAGCCAAUCACAACAGGCGUCGCAGACUUCGGUGGUUUUGCAGCUGAAGGAUAAUUCCGACAGAAAUCAGACCGUCCUCCUCAUCAUGGCGUCUGGCGCUCUGUUCCCCAGCCUGGUGUCCGGCUCCCGCGGCUCCUCCAGCAAAUACCUGGUGGAGUUUCGGGCCGGUAAGAUGACGAUGAAGGGCAGCACGGUGACCCCCGACAAGCGUAAAGGUCAGGUCUACAUCCAGCAGACGGAUGACUCCCUCAUCCACUUCUGCUGGAAGGAUCGCACCACCGGAAAUGUGGAUGAUGACCUGAUUAUCUUCCCUGAUGAUUGUGAGUUUAAACGGGUCAACCAGUGCACCACCGGACGGGUUUACGUGCUGAAGUUUAAAGCCGGCUCUAAAAGACUCUUCUUCUGGAUGCAGGAACCGAAAAACGAUAAGGAUGAUGAGUACUGCCGCAAAGUGAACGAGUACCUGAACAACCCGCCCAUCCCAGGCGCUCUGGGCAGCAGCGGCAGCGGAGGACACGACCUGUCUGCACUGGGAGGUGAGGGUGGUCUGCAGAGCCUUCUGGGCAACAUGAGUCACAACCAGCUCAUGCAGCUCAUUGGACCAACUGGACUGGGGGGGAUCGGCGGUCUGGGGGCUCUGGCCGGGCCGGGCUUGGCCAACCUCCUGGGCAGCAGUAGCAGCAGCAGCAGCAGCGUUCCUGCAGUCAGCAACUCCACCACCAGUCCGUCCACCGCCGUCACGCCGACCUCCACCUCCACCCCCAGCCGGCUGGGCUCCACCCAGGUGCCCACCACUCCCAUCACCCCCCUGGCCACUUCUUCACCCUCCCCCACAGCCUCCACCCUCUCCAUCCCUGCUGCCACUGCUGCUGCAGCCGCAGCCAAUCCCACGCAGCCCAUCCAGCUCAGAGACCUGCAGAGCAUCCUGGCCACCAUGAAUGUCCCGGCCAGCAGCCAGGGAGUGGACCUGGCCAGUGUGUUGACCCCUGAGGUCAUGGCUCCCAUCCUGGCCAACCCGGAGGUGCAGCAGAGACUGACGCCCUACCUGCCGUCCGGCGAGUCGCUGCCGCAGAGCUCAGAGGAGCUGCACAACACGCUCAGCUCGCCUCAGUUCCAGCAGGCUAUGAGCAUGUUCAGCAGCGCUCUGGCGUCCGGCCAGUUGGGGCCUCUGAUGAACCAGUUUGGUCUCCCAGCUGAGGCUGUAGAUGCUGCCAAUAAAGGAGAUGUGGAGGCUUUUGCCAAAGCAAUGGAGACGGAGACAGAGACGAAGUCAGACCAGGAGAGCGACUCCAAAGACAAGAAGGACGACGACGAAGACAUGAGUUUGGACUAAAUUCUCUUUAAGGAAGGCUAACACUAUUAUUUAUACCUAUUUAUCUACCUGUUGCUGCUUAGUUUCUGUUACUUAAAGACUUGAUGUGGUAACUGUUGCUCCAGCCUCAGCUGAUCUCAUCUGUAGACAUGACUCCAUGUCUGUCUCACCAUGUUAACUUGUCCUUAUUCCAGGAGGCAGUAAAAUCUAAAUUAAAACUUUGUUGAUGCUUUAAUGACUGCUUGUUUUGCAACAGAUUGGGUAAAGCCUGUCUUAAAUUGGAUUAAAAAUCCAUGAAUCAUCUGUUUACCUGAGAUUAGGUGGUGGAGGCAGCGGCCCCAGGAGGGAAAACCAGACAUUUGAUAUAUAACGUUUUAAAAAUUGGGCCUCUGCCUUUUUAAAGGGGAAGUAUGUGUUGUUCAGGCACAUGGUGACAUUUUAUAGCACAAUCAAGUAACGUUAUUACCUUCAGUUGUUAUAAAAAUGCUACAUAUGUCAAAUAUGACAAAAGAAAUUUGACUUUGUAAUUUAACUCCUUGAAAUUGGGCCUCUGCCUCUUUAAAAACUCCUGUUUCUGAAGGAAGUCAUUAUGACAUGGCUCCUUUGUGAACUCUUUAAUAAAGGAGCCAUGCGUUUUUUACCACCGUUUCAGAAGUAGCUCCUAUAAUGAGCUCAGCUGAUGCGCAGCUCCACCAGGUGUUUGCUAAUUGCUUCUGGCUAGUUUGAAGGAGUUUGGGGAAAAUUUGGAAGCUGCAGCUCAGAAUGAAGAGCUGAAUGGUUACCAUGGAGAUUUUGGGGUGGAAAAAGAUUGGAAAAACACAGUUUUCCAAUUAAGCUUUUUUUUGGAUUAGACCAGAGUAACUUUCUGUUCAUAAUCCUGAAAUAAUAAAAUAAACACUUAAUAUGCUAGAUUUAAACACGUCCUGCAGAUUUGGAUGUUUAGUUCAAACUCUCUUUACUACAUUUGACUGAAUCACGUCUAAAUGAGGUCAUCAUUAUCUGGAGACGCAGUGUUUGAAAAAAUUGUGUCUGUGGGAAAAAAAAAAAAACUGGGAAAAAAUAAAAAGACUAAAAUCAUCAUGUUUGGACAGUUUUACUGAUACUGUGGUUUUUCAGGCACUUUUUCACCAUAUUCACACAAAUGCUAAAAUCUUAGGAGAUACAAUGUUAAAAUCCACCCAUGUGCACUGAAAAAAACUACAAUCAGCUGUUUUCCAUUAACCUCCAAUGGAAAAACUUCUUUGGGUUGGAUUUUAGGAGCUACUGAAAUUAAUUUAAAUUCCUGAGAACUGAAAGACAAACGAAACAAAUCCCUGCAGAAUUACAUCAAACAGUAAAUACUAUACAUACGUUUUUUUAAAUGUGACACCACUGUGGUAUUACAGCACGUGAGGACGACCAACACCAGUCAGAGCUGCCACAAUAACAUCCUGUUUUCAAUACAAAUAUGAAUCGCUGUGAGACAAGAUGAUUAAAUUAAAUUAAAGGUCACUUCUCAGCCUUCUGAGUUUUGUUCUCACAGCUAAAAAUGCUUCACAGUGUCAGAAACCCAAUUAAAAAAUCUAUCGUUUGAAGUUUAAAUACAACAGCCUGUAGAAUAAAAAUCCACAAAGCUACAUUUCUCUCUUUUUGCCUCUUAAAAACACACAAAUCACAGCCACUACUACCUGUAAAUACAAGUUAAGAACAUUAUGGUGUUUUAAAAAAGAUGCAUCACGAGAAACCAAAAGUAAAAGCACAUUUAACGUGCCGAA
Molecule: messenger RNA, 3416 nt
Organism: Xiphophorus maculatus (southern platyfish)
Lineage: Eukaryota; Metazoa; Chordata; Actinopteri; Cyprinodontiformes; Poeciliidae
Product: proteasomal ubiquitin receptor ADRM1-like
Exons: 10
Coding region: 436-1683 (415 amino acids)
Biological process (GO): ubiquitin-dependent protein catabolic process
Cellular component (GO): nucleus; proteasome regulatory particle, lid subcomplex; cytoplasm
Molecular function (GO): proteasome binding; ubiquitin binding; endopeptidase activator activity
Source: RefSeq, a predicted model, not a curated record